AAUCCUUCUCACUUGUUCUCAGGCUUCUCAAGUCAUGGCCUCUCACAAACUAAGCUGUUUUCUUCCCUCUCUUAUGGUCUUAGCAUUAUCUCAGUCUCUUCUUCUCUUAGGCGCUCCUUUGGAACACCUAGUCAGCGAGCUCCCAGGCCAGCCACCAGUAGAAUUCAAACAGUACUCGGGGUACAUAACAGUAGACGAAGCCAAAGGCACCAACUUCUUCUACUACUUUGUAGAGGCCGAAGCCAAUGCCUCCUCUCUUCCCAUCAACUUGUGGCUCAACGGAGGGCCUGGCUGUUCUUCUGUUGGUGGUGGCGCGUUCUCGGAGCUAGGACCGUUUUAUCCCAAGCCUAAUGGAGAAGGGCUUAGAAGAAACCCAUUUUCAUGGAACAAAGUGGCUAAUCUGCUCUUUUUGGAGUCUCCUGCUGGAGUGGGAUGGUCCUAUUGUGAUAAAAAGCGAGUUGGCUACAAUUACGAUGACUGGCGAGUUGGUUGGUCUCCAUUUCCUUCAUCCUUCUUUUCCCUUGCUCCCAGAGAACUUACAAAGGAGAACUUGGCAUUCGUGAGGAAAUGGUUCCAGCUCUUCCCAGAGUACACCAACCACCAGCUUUUUCUCACCGGCGAGAGCUACGCAGGGCAUUAUAUACCACAGCUGGCAUGGUCGAUGGUGAUGUGCAAUGAGUUCAACUUCAAUGGCAUUCUGAUAGGAAACCCACUGCUGAACUAUGGGAUAGAUACGAGUGCAACCUACUCCUUCCUUUGGUCGCAUGGGGUGAUAUCUGACGAGACGUUCCAUGGUGUCUCUCGCUGGUGUGACUUCAGAUAUGGCUACAUGGGUGGAGAGGGAGCAAUACUAGAUGAGGAGAAAAGGGAAGGGAAGAAGGGAGGGUGCACAUCCUUCCUAGCUUCUGCAAGAAAUGAGAUGGGGAGCUACAUCAACAUCUACGACGUCACCGCCGAUGUCUGUCCUCCUCCCAUCCUACACCAAGCCAUCCUCCUCCACAAACUGCUUGAGGAACAAAGGAGAGGGUCCCUAGGAAACCCUGUGCUCUUCUUGCUUUGUUUAUUUGGUUUUGAAUUGAUCAUUACAAUUAAUUUUGGUAUUGCAUCAAAACACCAUGGGUGCAAGCAGAUGGGAGUGGCAGGGCAGAAGGAUGCAACAGAUGUGUGCAUCGACCAUGAAAUCACUCGCUAUCUAAACAAGCCUGAUGUUCAAAAAGCCCUGCAUGCGAAUCUCACCUCUCUCCCUUAUCCCUGGGAGGCUUGCAGCAGGAUUGUGAAUUAUAAUGCUACCAAUCAGCUCACAGAUAUGAUCCCGACACUGGCUCGCCUUGUGAAAAAAGGAUUGCCUGUCUGGAUUUUUAGUGGAGACCAGGAUUCUGUGGUGCCUCUCACUGGGACUCGAAGUCAGAUUGCCAAACUAGCGCAGCAGCUAAAGUUGAAGCCAAAGAGCCCAUAUCAGCCCUGGUAUGCUCAUGGACAGGUUAGAUCUUUCUAUGCCUCUUACAUUCUCAAUUCAUCUGUUCCGUUAGACAUUAAUGAUAAGUACGAUGUGGUUGGUGGAUGGUCGGAAACCUAUGGAAAUGGGAGAUUAGUAUAUGCUACUGUUAGGGAUGCAUCUCAUAUGGUACCAUAUGCUCAGCCAGAGCGAGCAUUGGUUCUUUUUACGAGGAAUGCCUUUGUUCUAAGUCAAAGUUUAUUGAAGCCCCAAGCUUCAAUGUUUUUGAGUGCACAGGGACUUUGGGAAGAACUGACAAAUUUUAGACCUCAGCAGCAUAAUGAGUAUCAAUUUGAAGAACAAGUCAUGCAAUUUUUAAUGGGAUUGGAUGACUCUUAUUCAAAUAUUCAUGGACAGAUCUUGCUCAUGGAUCCUCUACCACCUGUCAACAAGGUCUUUGCUCUUGUGCUUCCAAAAGAACGGCAACGAGAAGUAACUGCCAUGACUCAAAACUUUGAGGCUGCUGCUUUUGCUAAUAAGUCUACUUAUGACAAACCUGUCUAUAAUCAAGUCUUCAUUUAA
Molecule: messenger RNA, 2017 nt
Organism: Phoenix dactylifera (date palm)
Lineage: Eukaryota; Viridiplantae; Streptophyta; Magnoliopsida; Arecales; Arecaceae
Source: RefSeq, a predicted model, not a curated record